AAAAAAGAUUAAAAAACAAUAAUAAUUAGUAUAACAAAUAUAGGCCUUUAAGAAUCCAGAAUUUUUUAAGAAAAAUAUGGGUCCAAAAAGGAAUAAGGGAGAAAAAUUAAGUUUAAGUGAUUUUUUAAGUGGUUCAAACUGGGCAGAUGAAAUGGAGGAUAUGCCAAUUGCACCUUUAAUAGAAGGAAAAGAGACUAAAGCUAGUUUUUAUGAGCGUGAUUAUAAUGAUGGAGGGUAUAGGAAAGAUAUUGAGAUAUCUUAUAAACAUGAUCGUUCAUCAAAUAAAGAAGAAAUACAAUUGCCUAAGGAACCUCCGUAUACGGCGCAUUUAGGAAAUCUUUCUUUUAAUAUUACAGAGUCAGAAAUUUCGAAUUUUUUUGGGGAACCUUUUAUUACUAAUAUAAGACUUAUGCGUGAUCGAAUAGAUGAUAGGCCUAAAGGGUUCGGUUAUGUUGAAUUUACUGAUUUGCAAGCACUUGUGAAUGCAAUAUCUUUAAACGGAAAAACGUUAAGUGGUAGAGCGAUAAAAAUUAGUGUUGCUGAACCUCCUCGAAAGGGAUAUAUAGAUCGAGAACCUGUUGAGGAUAGAACUGCUGGGGAAUGGAGACGUACAAGUUCUCUUCCUCUUUCCGAAUCUUCAUAUGAAAAACGAUCUACAUAUGAACGAAGAGGUCAUUUUGGAAACAAUGAUAGGACACAUAAUUUCAAUGAUAAUCCUAGGGAUUUUUCGAACUGGGAAUGUAAAGGGCCAUUACAAGAUUUACCAGAGUUAGAUUCAUUUACGAAAAAAAGAAGUCAUCUAAGUUCUAAUAGAAGAAAUGGGGACAAAUAUAGAAAUUUUGGGUUUGGUGAUCGUAGUUAUGGAAAUAGUUUUAAUAGUACCGGAACAACUAAUAUAGGUGAGCGUCCAAAAUUAGUUCUCAAGCCUAGAGGAGAGAAAUUAGAAGAACCUCCUCAAACACUUAAGCCUUCAACAAAACCUAAUCCAUUUGGUGAUGCACGUCCUGUAGAUUCUGGUGCUCGUAUUCGAGAAAUUGAGGAAAAAGAACAAAAGAGAAAGGAAGAAAGACAGGCAUCUGAAGAACAAAAAGGUUUUGGACGAGAGAAAAUAUUAAAAGAUCCUUCCUAUAAAUCUGAUAAGACUGAUAAAAAAGAAAGGAAUAGAAGGAAUCAUUCCUUAGACUUUAAGUAUGACAAAACUGAAAAAAAUAAAGACCAUAAGGCACAAAACUAUAAAAUACAGUCAGUAAAUUCAUCAAAAUCUACCAAUUCUACUAUUACACUUGAAACAGAAAUCAAUAUAGAUGGCUGGUCCACUGUCAAUAAGCUAUCUAGAAAACGAUAA
Messenger RNA from Pneumocystis murina B123, 1345 nucleotides. RefSeq lists its product as hypothetical. The record is from RefSeq and is a predicted model, not a curated record. The transcript has 7 exons. The coding region runs from base 77 to 1345 and encodes 422 amino acids. Gene Ontology annotation, molecular function: RNA binding. NCBI's taxonomy places the organism in Eukaryota, Fungi, Ascomycota, Pneumocystomycetes, Pneumocystales, Pneumocystaceae.